GCUGCAUCAGUUAUUUGAUCAAAAGGGCAUGAACAUGCUCGGCGCACAAGGUAAUCCUUGUGAAGCAGCACCCUCCAGAGUAUAUCUUGUGCAGCUGCUUCUUCUCUACUUGCUUUCACUAUUCUUCAUGGGUUCUCCCCAAUCCGAUCCUGCCAAAUGCCCCGGUAGCUCAGUUGCCAUCCCAUACCCUUUCACCAUCUCCGACAACUCGAGCAUAGUGAGAAUUCUAGGCUUCGCCAUAUUGUGCGAACCAGCAGGGCCGAUGCUGUGGCUCGGAAGUAAGCUGUACACAGUCCUGAACAUCUCACUGGACCAGGGCUACUUACGUGUGACCGGCGACACCGUGUACUCCCAGUGCCAGCAGAACAACGGCCUGGUGACCACAAACUUCCUCAACCUUGUGGGCACCCCUUUCACCUUCUCCCACACACUCAACAAGUUCACCGUCGUUGGCUGUGACGCCAUGGCGAUGAUCCGAAGCGGGUACAGUUACCGCGGAGGGUGCGUGUCGUUCUGCGCCUCCGAGGGGAGCAUCACAACUGGUGCGUGCUCCGGUGUGGGCUGCUGCCAAGCUUCCGUGCCGGAGGAGCUCAAGGCGCUGGACUUGGAGGUCACCAGCAUACGGAGCCAGCUCCAGCAGUCCCCCUCCGGAUCUUGGAGCAACAUCAGUAGAAACAAUACCAGCGCUUGGUGCACCAAGGCGUUCAUUGCGGACCAAGGUUCGUACGUCUUCUCUAGAGGUGACUUGGACCGAAACCUGACGAACCUGCCCAUGGUGCUCGACUGGUCCAUAUACGGUGGCAGAUGCUCCGACGCGCGCCGCGCCCCGCAGACCUACAUGUGCAAGGAGAACACAGAGUGUUACACGGUGGCGAAUAACACCGGGUACCGCUGCAAUUGUUCGGAAGGUUUCCGUGGGAACCCUUAUUUGCAGGGGCUUGAUGGAUGCCAAGAUAUUGACGAAUGCAAAGAUGAGAUGGAGUACCCCUGCACGCACAAGUGCAUCAACACAGUUGGUGGUUUUAACUGUGUAUGCUCGAUGGGCACGACGGGGGAUGGUAAGAAGCAUGGCAAUGGGUGCAGGAGAGAUACAAAACUACUGAUUACAGCAGGUGGAGGCCUACCUUUGCUGCUUGUUCUCCUCAUGCUCGGAUUCUGGACCCACUGGCUUGUUAAGAAGAGAAAGCUUGCCAAGACAAGACAGAGAUACUUUCUGCAGAAUGGUGGCAUGCUCCUGAAGCAGCACAUGUUCCCUCAGAGGGAGCCAUUGAGGAUAUUCACAUCUGGUGAGCUUGAAAAGGCAACCGACAGAUUCAGUGAUGACAACAUAGCUGGUAGAGGUGGAUUUGGGACGGUCUACAAAGGCGUACUAUGCGAUCAAAUGGUCGUGGCGAUCAAGAAGGCGCAGCGGGUUGAUGAGAGCCAGGUGGAGCAAUUCGUCAACGAGGUGCUCAUUCUCUCGCAAGUGAACCACAAGAAUGUGGUCCAGCUAAUAGGUGUUUGUCUCGAGUCAGAAGUUCCCCUGUUGGUGUAUGAGUUCAUCACCAACGGGGCCCUUUUCCACCAUCUUCACAAUACUUCGGUCCGGAUGCCAUGGGAGGACCGCCUGAGGAUUGCAUUUGAAACUGCCACAGCACUUGCAUACUUGCACAUGGCUACGAAGCCGCCAAUCAUUCACAGAGAUGUCAAGUCAUCCAAUAUACUCCUUGACGAGAGCUUCACUGCAAAGGUAUCGGAUUUCGGGUCUUCGAGGCCAAUGCCGCAUCACCAGACCCAUGUGACCACCUUAGUGCACGGGACAAUGGGGUAUAUGGACCCUGAGUACUUCCAGACAAGCCAACUGACCGAGAGAAGCGAUGUUUACAGCUUCGGGGUAGUACUUAUCGAGCUAUUGACAAGGGAGAAACCAAUAUUUUGCAGCAGGUUGGACGAGGUGAGAAGCCUAGCGUUGCAUUUCAGUACAUUAUUCCACGAGAAUCGGUUGAUGCAAAUUGUGGAUCAUCAAGUAGCCGAAGAAGCUGGAGCUAGUCAUGUUAAAACUGUUGCCCAGUUGGCUUUGCGAUGCUUAAGGCUGAAAGGCGAAGAGAGGCCAAGGAUGAUAGAGGUUGCUGACGAACUUGAAGCACUGAGAAGGCAAAUUAAACAACACUCGGUAGUUGAUCCCGAAGAGUGAACAAGACUGCUCUGUGGCAGACCUGCUAGACUGCAAGAGUGUGGGAAAAAGAGCCUCUGCUUCGGAGUCUAGGUGCCACGAGUACAAAGCCAAGGUUAAUACCAUGGGUACUAUUCUGCUGCCAUCCAGCGAUCUCUCAUGUUAGCUCUGUCGGCAAUAAUGGGAAUUGUUGAACUAAGCUAGUUGAUGUAGUGUUAAUUCUUUCUAUUUGCAUACAAUGGCACUUUGCUGUUCUAAGAAACGUGACAUGUUUUGUACAGCGUCAUUGUCUGGUAGAAUCCCCUCAACCCGCUCUUUAUUAAUAUACUAGACGAUGAUGACGUG
This is a messenger RNA of Lolium rigidum, 2497 nucleotides long. Its product is annotated as wall-associated receptor kinase 3-like. Gene Ontology annotation, cellular component: plasma membrane. The record is from RefSeq and is a predicted model, not a curated record. Bases 29 to 2173 code for a protein of 714 amino acids. Gene Ontology annotation, molecular function: protein serine/threonine kinase activity; ATP binding; calcium ion binding. Gene Ontology annotation, biological process: cell surface receptor signaling pathway; protein phosphorylation. The transcript has 3 exons. Lineage: Eukaryota; Viridiplantae; Streptophyta; Magnoliopsida; Poales; Poaceae.